AUGAAAGUUUCAAACAAAAAUUGUUUUGUAACAACAGCACUUUUUAAAAAUAUGUCUGAUCCUUCCUUUGAACCUAUUGCUUAUAGCCCUUUGGCUACUCAGCAUAACCUCACUGUUGUUGGCUAUUGCAGAACUUCUAUAGCCGCUAUCUCCGGAUGUACGGCUGGCAUUCUUGGACUAACAGGCUUAAUGGGCUUCUUAUUUUAUUUGCUGACUAGCUGUAUACUAUCUCUUUUGAUGAUGCAAAAAGCCGGAAGCAAUUGGAGAAAGUAUUUCUUGCAAAAGUCGUCUCUUUUAAUCCACGGAAUUUUUGGAGAAAUGACUACUUACAUUCUCUUUUGGACGUUUAUUUACGGCAUGGACGUUGUGUUGUCUAUCUAG
This is a messenger RNA of Protopolystoma xenopodis, 381 nucleotides long. NCBI's taxonomy places the organism in Eukaryota, Metazoa, Platyhelminthes, Monogenea, Polystomatidea, Polystomatidae. The record is from the annotation of a GenBank genome assembly.